This is a messenger RNA of Penicillium oxalicum, 1614 nucleotides long. It is a transcript of the gene cbhB, whose product is annotated as putative 1,4-beta-D-glucan-cellobiohydrolyase. The record is from RefSeq and is a predicted model, not a curated record. Bases 1 to 1614 code for a protein of 537 amino acids. NCBI's taxonomy places the organism in Eukaryota, Fungi, Ascomycota, Eurotiomycetes, Eurotiales, Aspergillaceae. Gene Ontology annotation, molecular function: cellulose binding; hydrolase activity, hydrolyzing O-glycosyl compounds. The transcript has a single exon. Gene Ontology annotation, biological process: carbohydrate metabolic process. Gene Ontology annotation, cellular component: extracellular region.
AUGAAGGGUUCCAUCUCCUACCAGAUCUACAAGGGGGCUCUCCUCCUCUCCUCCCUGCUGGCCUCCGUCUCGGCCCAGGGCGCCGGCACUCUGACUGCCGAGUCCCACCCGGCCUUGACCUGGCAGAAGUGCUCUGCCGGUGGCAGCUGCACCCCCGUCAGCGGUAGUGUCGUCAUUGACGCCAACUGGCGCUGGGUUCACGACAAGAACGGCAAGAACUGCUACACUGGUAACACCUGGGACGCGACCCUGUGUCCCGAUGACAAGACCUGCGCCGCCAACUGUGCCGUCGACGGUGCCAGCUACGCGAGCACCUACGGUGUGACCACCAGUGGCAACUCUCUGCGCAUCAACUUUGUCACCCAAGCUUCCCAGAAGAACAUCGGUUCUCGUCUCUACCUGCUGGAGAACGACACCACUUACCAGAAGUUCAACCUCCUGAACCAGGAGUUCACCUUUGACGUGGAUGUUUCCAACCUGCCUUGCGGUCUCAACGGUGCCCUCUACUUCGUCGACAUGGACGCCGAUGGUGGUAUGGCCAAGUACCCAACCAACAAGGCCGGUGCCAAGUACGGUACUGGAUACUGUGACUCUCAGUGCCCCCGUGACCUCAAGUUCAUCAACGGUAUCGCCAACGUCGAGGGCUGGACUCCCUCCUCCAACGACCCCAACUCGGGUGUCGGUGGCCACGGUACUUGCUGUGCCGAGAUGGACAUUUGGGAGGCCAACUCCAUCUCCGAGGCCCUCACUCCUCACCCUUGCGACACCCCCGGCCAGACCAUGUGCGAGGGCAACGCCUGCGGUGGUACCUACAGCAACGACCGUUACGCUGGUACUUGCGAUCCUGAUGGGUGUGACUUCAACCCGUACCGUCAGGGUGUGACCAACUUCUACGGUCCCGGCAUGACCGUGGACACCAAGUCUCCAUUCACCGUGGUGACCCAGUUCCUCACCGACGACGGUACCUCCACCGGUACCCUGAGCGAGAUCAAGCGCUUCUACGUCCAGAACGGCAAGGUGAUCGGCCAGCCCCAGUCCACCGUCGCCGGUGUCAGCGGUAACUCCAUCACCGACUCCUUCUGCAAGGCCCAGAAGGCCGCCUUUGGAGAUACCGAUGACUUCACCAAGCACGGUGCCCUGGCCGGUAUGGGUGCCGCCUUUGAGGAGGGCAUGGUCCUGGUCAUGAGUCUCUGGGAUGACCACAACUCCAACAUGCUCUGGCUCGACAGCACCUACCCCACCACCGCCAGCUCCACUACCCUCGGUGCCAAGCGCGGCUCUUGCGACAUCUCCUCCGGUGCUCCCAACGACGUUGAGUCCCAGAAUGCCAACUCCUACGUUGUCUUCUCCAACAUCAAGGCUGGUCCCAUUGGCUCCACCUUCAACAGCGGCUCCACCGGCGGCGGCAACGGCAGCGGCUCCACCACCACCACCAAGGCCCCAACCACCACCACUACCAGCAAGGCCACCACCACCACUGCUGCCUCUGGCGGUAACGGCGGCGGUGCUGCUCACUGGGCCCAGUGCGGUGGUGUUGGCUACACCGGUCCCACCACCUGUGCCAGCCCUUACACCUGCACCAAGCAGAACGAGUACUACUCCCAGUGCCUGUAA